UGUUGGUGUUCUUAUUGCAAGGCAAGCAAGUAGUGAGUAGUGAAGAUGAAGGGUAUGGCGAAUGUAUUGAGCGGGUUGAAACCCGUGAUUCUAAUGGUGUUGGUGCAGGUUGCAUUCACUGCUGUCAAUGUCUUCUACAAGCUUGCCAUCAAUGAUGGAAUGAGUGUUAAAGUUCUUACUGCUUAUCGUCUCGCUUUUGGUGCUGCUUUCACUGUUCCACUUGCUCUUGUUUCCGAAAGGAACAAGAGACCAAAGAUGACUUGGAAGGUGCUUUUCAUGUCAUUUCUUUGCGGCUUGUUUGGGGGAAGUUUGUUUCAGAACCUUUUCUAUGAGGCGCUGGCUUUGACGUCAGCAACGUUUGUGUCUGCCAUCUACAACCUCAUACCAGGGAUCACUUUUGUGUUGGCCAUAACCUUCGGUUUUGAGAAACUGAAACUGGGGGGAGCAGCUGGAAAGGCCAAGGUGUUUGGAACCCUGAUUGGAAUUGGUGGGGCAAUGGUGUUGACUUUUGUCAAAGGGGUUCAAAUUAAUAUAUGGCCUUUCCAUGUCAACCUUUUGAAGAACCCAUCACAUGAUCACAAUACGCAUUCAAGUAGUAACGACUUGUUGGGGGUUGUGUGCGCCAUUGCUAGUUGCUUCUCUUAUGCUUCUUGGCUCAUCAUUCAGGCUAAGAUGACCAAGGAAUAUCCAAGUCAUAAUUCAAGCACAGCUUUGAUGCUUACAGCAGCAGCUAUUCAAGCCACUGUUUUUGCUUUUUGUACUGAGAGGGAUCUCAAUCAAUGGAAGCUUGGUUGGAAUAUCAGGCUUUUGGCUUCUGCUUAUUCGGGAAUUGUGGGGUCUGGAGUAGUGUUUCUUAUCAUAGCAUGGUGCAUACAAAUGAGAGGGCCACUAUUUGCCUCCAUUUUCAACCCUCUCAUGCUUGUGCUUGUGGCUGUUGCGGCUUCUUUUAUGUUGGAUGAGCAAUUGUAUCUUGGAAGUUUGAUUGGAGCAAUACUGAUAGUGUGUGGACUAUACAUAGUUCUAUGGGGAAAGAACAAAGAGAUGAAAAAGGUAACUCAGUUGCUGCCAUCUGAAAUCAUGCAAUUACAGCAGCAGGAUCAACAACAGACUAUACAAGUUGUUACGUCCACGGCAGUUGUCAAAUGUGAGCAACAACAAUAAUAAGGGAAAAUUAGAGUCCAGCAAGAGAAUAAAGAUGAAGAUCUAUUGUUAAAUAUUCUAAAUAUAAAGUGUUGUGGACUAAGAUAAUGAUGAUGCUGUAUAUAUUGGCAUAUGUGUCCUUGUCCAUUGCUUCUGUUCCAUAAAUUAAAUUCUUUUAUCCACUAGCCGUAGCCGCCACUGAUGAGUGAUUAGUGAUUAGACAGAUUUGCAUGGUUUUUUUUUUUGGUAUUAACAGAUUUGCAUCUAUGUAUUGGAGAUAUAUGAUAUGGGCUUCUUAAUAAACCAAACAACAAAACCCUUCCUUAUAAACUGAUGUCUAGCAACUUGGAUGGACCCUAAUAAAAUCACCGGCCCAAGUAAGAGAAACUAAUAGUGUAAAGUAUUGGUUUUUGUACUCAA
Molecule: messenger RNA, 1560 nt
Organism: Arachis duranensis
Lineage: Eukaryota; Viridiplantae; Streptophyta; Magnoliopsida; Fabales; Fabaceae
Product: WAT1-related protein At1g68170
Exons: 4
Coding region: 46-1161 (371 amino acids)
Cellular component (GO): plasma membrane
Molecular function (GO): transmembrane transporter activity
Source: RefSeq, a predicted model, not a curated record